UCAUUUCUGUCAGUCCGCCGCGAACAACUGUGGAGGAAACGCUUUGUUGGAUCGUAUUUUAAAAAACCUUACCGGCUUAAUAUACCGGUAUUGAUAAAAGUAGAUAUAAAAUAGGCUUUAUAAUUAAAAAAAAGUGUCAAGUUAAUUGAUGUUUGUGCCGCGUCUCGCUUAGAUAUUUUUUCGCAGUGCAAUCAUAGUGGUUUGAUCUCGCGAUCUACGUGACUGCAUUUCUUUGGUGGAGGCUUGCUGAAGUGUAAAAAGACACCAUGAACGGUUUGAACGGUCACGCCAACGGCGAGGUAAAUGGCGCCGGCGACAUACUCACCCAGAACCAGCAGAAAGGCUGGUGGACCAUCGGCCUCAUCAACAGCCGGUAUCGGUACCUCACCGCCGAGACCUUCGGCUUCAAGAUCAACGCCAACGGCACCAGUUUAAAGAAGAAACAAAUAUGGACCUUGGAACCCGCCUCGGGGAAUGCCAAUGACAGCAUGAUAUAUCUUCGGUCACACUUGGACAAAUAUCUGGCCGUUGAUUCAUUCGGAAACGUGACCUGCGACUCCGAGGAGAAAGAGGCGGGUAGCAAGUUCCAGAUCAGCGUGUCUGAAGACAACAGUGGGCGCUGGGCGCUCCGCAACGUCGAGCGAGGCUACUUCCUCGGCUCGGGCUCCGACAAGCUCGCCUGCAGCGCCAAGGUGCCCGGCGACUCCGAGCUGUGGCAUGUACACCUCGCGGCACGGCCCCAGAUGAACCUCCGCUCAAUCGGACGCAAGCGCUUCGCUCACCUCUCUGAGACCCUGGACGAGAUACACGUGGACGCCAACGUGCCCUGGGGCGAGGAUACGCUCUUUACCCUAGAGUUCCGCGCCGACGAGGGCGGCAAGUAUGCCAUACACACCUGCAACAACAAAUACCUGAGCGCUGGAGGAAAGCUCCUGGACAGCUGUACGCCCGCCUGCCUGUUCAGCGCCGAGUACCACGCGGGAGCGCUGGCGCUCCGCGAUGGCUCCGGUGCCUACCUCGCCCCCAUCGGCUCCAAGGCCGUCUUGAAGACGCGCUCCACCGCUGUCACUCGCGACGAGUUGUUCUCUCUGGAGGACAGCUUGCCUCAGGCGGCGUUCGUGGCUGCGUUGAACGACAAAUACGUCUCUGUUAAACAAGGUGUGGACGUAACAGCAAACCAGGAUGAGAUCUCAUCCCACGAGACCUUCCAGUUGGAGUUCAACUGGGCCACGAAGCGCUGGUACAUCCGCACCAUGCAGGACCGCUACUGGACGCUCGAGACCGGCGGCGGCAUCCAGGCCGCCUCUGAUAACAAGUCGUCGAACGCUCUGUUCGAGCUGGACUGGCAGGGCGACGGCGCCGUGGCGUUCCGCGCCAACAACGGCAAGUACCUCAUGACCAAGCGCUCCGGACACCUCUACGCCAACGCGGACACCAUCGACGACAACUGCAAAUACUACUUCUAUCUCAUCAACAGGCCUAUUCUGGUGCUAAAAUGCGAGCAGGGCUUCGUAGGGCCGAAGGGCGUGCGACUCGAGUGCAACAAGGCCAACUACGAGACAAUACAGGUGGUGCGCGGACCCAAGGGAGCCGUCUACUUCAAGGGAUCAAACGGCAAAUACUGGCACGCGGACGGCGAAUCAGUAACCAUGGACUCUGAUACCCCACAAGGCUUCCACCUCGAGCUGCGGGAACCCACCCGCCUCGCCAUCCGCGCCGCCGUCGGCCGCGAGUACCUCGCCGCCGUCAAGAACGGCAACUUCCGUCUCGCGGGCACCGACCUCAGCAUGGCCACGCACUGGGAGUAUUAGAUACGUCAUCAACAAGAGAUUCCUUUGGACGAACCAGCGUUGGAUACUCACAGCAUACAUUGCUGAUGCGAUCAAGACCCCGUAUUAAAAAUCUAUUUAAACCUACUAAAAAUCUUGUUGAAAUAUUGGUAAGAGCGUGACCAAUGUUUAGGCAAGUUUUUUGGAACUCCACUAUGUAAUUUGUUUAUAAUUUUGACUACAACAACAACAGUAUCAAAGACUGUUUUAGGGUCUUUCAGACGUGGAUCAAUGUCCAUAUUCACUAUAGUAGUAAGUUUUUUGAUAGAUUUUCUACGGCGUUAGUUUAGUGGUUCGCUCAAAUGAAUCUCCAUAGAAAUAAACCGUAAAUUACAAACCAGUUCACAUAAUCUUCCAUAGCAUACGAGACUAAACAUUUGGCUAUCGAAUUCCUGUUCCCGCGAACCGUGAACAAUCGUGUGUCCGCUCAGUUGACGCCAUUUUGAAAACCCAGCGGCCAUUUUGUUUCAACAAGAUGGCGGCCUCCGAACGACCCAAACAGCUGGUUCCAUGGAGAAUCAAACUGCCAAUAGUUUGGUAAAGAAAAAAGUAAAAAAGGGAAUGUUGCUCAAUGUUUACUCAUUGUCGUUAUACAUUUCGGCGAAAAAAAAUAGUAGAAAAAGGAUUCAACUGCAGCGGCGCUCGUUUUUGCAUUUAGUAUGAUUAAGGUACUCUCCGCGUCGCGGAUGUGAUUGUUCGCUUCACUAUAAUCAUAAUUAUUUUAACAUAAUUUAGAUCUGUCUACGCUUGCUUAAGAUAUUUUACCCUUGACCAUCUCGGCUUCGAUUAUUUAUUAUUAGAAUUAUAUUUGGGACGUAUAUUUUCGAGAUUUAUAGGUAGUGUCUAGUCGGUGGUUUAUACGGUAUCAUGAGACUGAAGCCUACAGCAGUGAAACUCUGUCCUAAGUUGCGGGCUCACGCAAUACCGGCCGCGCGCGCUGUGCGUUCCGGGUCUACUCAGAACCGCUACAUUUGAUCACCAGAGUUGAUGCGAUUGAAAUGUUGCCAGCAUUUUUUAACCUUCUACGUUUUGGGUACUCAUAUCCAAUAUUUCUAUAGUCGGUAGGCCCUAAAUCCAGCCCAGCGCAAGCGCGUCUGGCUAACUAAUAAACUAAAAUAACGAUAAGUAAGUUAGGUUAUUUAAGUAUAGAGUAAGGCGAAUGCCGCUUCCAAUAUAAUCGUCCAUUCCACGCUUCAUGGGGUGUUUUAUACAUUUAUAUAACCGGUGCAUUGUAUAUAAAUGAUCGACGUUUACUCAGAUAAUCUCUGUACUUACUUGGGAGUGUUUUUUUAUAAUGAACAAAAUAUGUUUAUUGAUGUACGCUGAAUGCUGAUCCUGGAUUAAUAUUUGUUCGAUAAUGUCUUUGUAAACUAUUUAUGAAUAAAUUAUAAUCAUAUUGUAAA
Messenger RNA from Cydia strobilella, 3232 nucleotides. It is a transcript of the gene singed, whose product is annotated as protein singed. Bases 267 to 1811 code for a protein of 514 amino acids. Gene Ontology annotation, biological process: actin filament bundle assembly; cell migration; establishment or maintenance of cell polarity. NCBI's taxonomy places the organism in Eukaryota, Metazoa, Arthropoda, Insecta, Lepidoptera, Tortricidae. Gene Ontology annotation, cellular component: cytoplasm; actin cytoskeleton. The record is from RefSeq and is a predicted model, not a curated record. Gene Ontology annotation, molecular function: protein-macromolecule adaptor activity; actin filament binding. The transcript is spliced from 11 exons.